Messenger RNA from Pangasianodon hypophthalmus (striped catfish), 2091 nucleotides. RefSeq names its product cholinergic receptor, nicotinic, alpha 8 (gene chrna8). Gene Ontology annotation, molecular function: acetylcholine-gated monoatomic cation-selective channel activity; transmembrane signaling receptor activity. The transcript is spliced from 11 exons. The coding region runs from base 453 to 2000 and encodes 515 amino acids. NCBI's taxonomy places the organism in Eukaryota, Metazoa, Chordata, Actinopteri, Siluriformes, Pangasiidae. Gene Ontology annotation, cellular component: neuron projection; synapse; postsynaptic membrane. The record is from RefSeq and is a predicted model, not a curated record. Gene Ontology annotation, biological process: nervous system process; regulation of membrane potential; signal transduction.
AAUGGCAUUUACACUACAUUUAGAUGAACAGCAGGGGGCAGUAUGACUUUGAGUAGACCACAGUCUCUGAGCUCCACAUCCCUCCAGACAGGUGUUGGAUGUGAAGAGACCUUACAGGGUUAUGGUGCUCCUUACAUUGUGCUGAAAUGGUAGUAAGAUUGUUGUAUUCAAGACCAAUGGUGCUCAGUUCCAGUCUCAUUGACAGCACAAGGGAAAAUCCAUGAUCAGAGAUUGGGGUCACCAAUAAUGGAGUUCAUUGGAAUUAAGCCUGCAACCACCAGCUUUAACAUCAUAGCCAGGAAGGAGUGCUAACCAGAGUCAUUUUAUAUUGUUUCAAGGGUCAUUACGAGCCUGGAGCCUAUCUCAGGGGACUUCGGCACAAGGUGGGUGACACCCUGGAGGAAGUGCCAACCCAUCGCAAGGCACAAUCACACACUACGGACAAUUUGGAAAUGCAGUCAGCCUACGACGCAUGUCUUUGGACUGGGGGAGGAAACCAGAGUACCCUGAGGAAACCCCUGAAGCACGGGGAGAACAUGGAAACUCUGCGCACACAGGGCAGAGGCUCUAUACAGGGAGAGCACCAGAGGAGGUUGUAUAAGGAGUUGUUAGAAAACUACAACCGGCUGGAGAGACCCGUGGCCAAUGACUCUGCACCUCUGGUCGUGGAACUUGGACUCACACUGCUCCAGAUUAUAGAUGUGGAUGAGAAGAACCAAGUUCUCAUCACCAACGCUUGGCUACAGCUGGGCUGGACAGAUGUGUAUCUAAGCUGGAACCCUGAGAAUUACCCAGGCGUUAAUAAUCUACGCUUCCCAUCCAAUCAGAUCUGGACCCCUGACAUCCUCCUCUAUAACAGCGCUGAUGAGAGGUUUGACGCCACCUUUCACACCAACGUGCUGGUGAACUCAUCAGGAGCCUGUCAGUACAUACCACCAGGUAUUCUGAAGAGCACGUGUUACAUUGACGUGCGCUGGUUCCCGUUCGACGUGCAGAAGUGCGACCUGAAGUUUGGCUCCUGGACCUACAACGGCUGGCUGCUGGACCUGCAGAUGCAGGAGGUGGACAUUUCCACAUACAUCCCCAACGGAGAGUGGGACCUCGUGGGGGUCCCGGGGAAGAGGAAUGAGCUGUAUUAUGAGUGCUGUAAGGAGCCGUACCCGGAUGUGACCUACACGGUGACCAUCAGGAGGCGGACGCUGUACUACGGACUCAACCUGCUCAUUCCCUGCGUCCUCAUCUCAGGCCUCGCGCUGCUCGUGUUCCUGCUGCCUGCCGACUCUGGAGAGAAGAUUUCGCUGGGAAUCACCGUGCUGCUGUCACUCACCGUCUUCAUGCUGCUGGUGGCAGAGAUCAUGCCUGCCACCUCCGACUCCGUCCCCCUCAUAGCUCAGUACUUUGCGAGUACGAUGAUGAUCGUGGGCUUGUCUGUCGUCGUGACCGUCCUCGUCCUGCAGUUUCAUCAUCACGAUCCACACGGCGGCAAAAUGCCAAAAUGGGUGCGGGUGAUCCUGCUCCACUGGUGCGCUUGGUUCCUGCGUAUGAAGAAGCCAGGUGAUGAGCGCAAGUCCCCCUACAGCUAUUCCAGCGCCAGCACCAGCAGCCUGCAGAUGGGCAGCGUGCCCGGCCAGAUGGGCACCAACGGCCACACAAACCUCUACUUUGGCUUCCACUCUCCAGACAGUACCUGCUGCCCCAAUAGCAGCGACUCGGGCGUGUCGUGUGGCGUCUCCUGCAGCGGUGGGCAUCGUGAGGCAGCCCCGGCGCUUUCAGGCGAGCAGCGAGAGCUGCAGAGGCUCCUGGUUGAGGUUUCGUACUUGGCGCAGCGUUUCCGGGCCCAGGAUGAGGCCGAGGCGGUGCGAGGCGAGUGGAAGUUUGCGGCAGCCGUAGUGGAUCGCCUCUGCCUCGUCGCCUUCUCGCUCUUCUCCAUCGUGUGCACCUUCGCCAUCCUCAUGUCAGCGCCCAACUUCAUCGAGGCCGUCUCCAAGGACUUCACAUAAUCACCCUGCUUUUAUCUUUUCCAGUGAAAUGAGAAAAACUAACCACUGCCCGCGUGUGAGAAUAAGAGGUCACUGUAAGUCACAGAGAUUC